AUGGGCUACAUGGAGAAAAAUAUUCAGUUUUUGCCAUAUGCCAAAAAUUGGAAAUUUACUUUAAAUAGUUUCCUGCAGCGGCAGCUUCAGGACGGAGAUAUCAUCAACGUUGAUGUCACUGUGUAUUUGGAUGGUUACCACGGUGACACCUCAGAGACCUUCUUGAUCGGCCAGGUGGAUGAGGGCGGGCAGCGAUUGGUGGAAGCAGCCGGGCGAUGCCGAGAGAGGCCCAUCGCUGCCUGCAAGCCGGGCGCCCCGCUCUGUGUUAUAGGAAACACUAUCAGUGAAGUUGCUCACGCCAGUGGCUUCCAAGUGUUCCCUACUUUCAUUGGACAUGGGAUAGGUUCCUACUUCCACUGCCAUCCUGAGAUCUGGCAUCACGGUAAGUCUGCGUCUGUGGUCAGCAGAGACUUCUACAGGAGCCCCUGGCCUUGUGCACAC
This is a messenger RNA of Etheostoma spectabile (orangethroat darter), 441 nucleotides long. Its product is annotated as methionine aminopeptidase 1D, mitochondrial-like. The record is from RefSeq and is a predicted model, not a curated record. Gene Ontology annotation, biological process: proteolysis. Lineage: Eukaryota; Metazoa; Chordata; Actinopteri; Perciformes; Percidae. The transcript has 4 exons. The annotation marks the transcript as partial. Gene Ontology annotation, molecular function: metalloaminopeptidase activity.